Messenger RNA from Rubroshorea leprosula, 718 nucleotides. NCBI's taxonomy places the organism in Eukaryota, Viridiplantae, Streptophyta, Magnoliopsida, Malvales, Dipterocarpaceae. The record is from the annotation of a GenBank genome assembly.
AUUGUUAUCGAAAGGUGUUGUGUCUGGUUUUUGAUUAAGUCCAACAUCUCCUUACUUAAUUUUUUACAAUUCUAAUAUUUCUCGAACAAGUUCUCCUAUGAAUGGAAGUGAUCAGCAAGGGAAAAGGCAAAAGCUCCUCCGGGAAUUUGAUCAUCAAGACAUGGCAGCGAUGCAAAUCGUUCGGCCGUAUCCCGAAGAGUUCCUCACGGGGAACUGAACUUGUUCUGACUAAGAAGAGCAAAUCAUGGCCACGGAUGAAGGAUGCAUCUGGGGUUUCGGCUUCAGACAAUCAUGAUCGGAAACAUCGUAGGAAGCGUCGAGCGGUUAGUGAAAAAGGCUGCUUUUCGGUCUAUGUGGGACCGAACAAACAGAGGUUUGUGAUGAAAACAGAGAAUGCGAACCAUCCCCUGUUCAAGGUACUGCUGGAAGAAGCUGAAUCGGAAUACGGGUUCAACAGCGAAGGACCUCUGGUGCUGCCAUGCAACGUGGAUUUGUUUUGUAAGGUGUUGUUGGCGAUCGACGAUGGCGGCGCCGAUGACGCCCCGCGGAAAUUGGGAUGCGGGUUUGCCAAAGGGUACGGUGGUUAUCGCCUCCGCAGCCUCCUCCGAUGAUCGCCAUAAAUCAGUUCUAAUAAAUUUGCUCCUAAUCUUGUAACUAGUUCGGAUUCAUGUAUGGAGUGUGUUUGGUACUUCUGUUGGAUUAAAUCCAUCAUUCCCAA